UUUCCUUCUGUUUCGCAGUCAGCAGGAGGGAGAAAAUGAAAGCAGGCUGCAGCAUUGUGGAUAAGCCAGAAGGAGGAGGAGGUUAUCAUUUCCCAGAGUGGGCUUACAAGACUGAGUCCAGCCCCGGCUCCCGGCAAAUCCAGUUAUGGCAUUUCAUCCUGGAGCUGCUGCAGAAGGAGGAGUUUCGCCAUGUCAUCGCCUGGCAGCAAGGCGAGUACGGAGAGUUUGUCAUCAAGGACCCUGAUGAAGUGGCCAGGCUGUGGGGCAGAAGAAAAUGCAAACCCCAGAUGAACUACGACAAGCUGAGCCGGGCUCUCAGAUACUAUUACAACAAGAGGAUUCUCCACAAGACAAAAGGCAAAAGGUUUACCUACAAGUUCAACUUCAACAAGCUGGUGAUGCCUAACUACCCAUUCAUUAACAUUCGGCCUAAUGGUGUUGUGCCACAGAGCGCUCCUCCUGUGCCAACGGCUUCAUCCCGCUUCCAUUUCCCACCACUGGACAGCCACUCUCCCACCGAAGAUGCCCAGCCUGGUCGGUUCUCUGGUGGGUCCCUGGUCCCAUCCAACCCAGAAGUGCUGGGUGACGGCGGCGAGAGGAAGCCGGACAUGCCGGAGCUGGAGGACGGCUCCUCGGAUUGGCGCCGUGGUGUGGAUCUUAUGGCCUCGCGCAAUGCCAUGGGCACUGGUAGCAUCAACCACCAGAAGCGCAAGCCCGAUAUUAUGCUCCCUCUCUUCACCAGGCCCGGGAUCUACCCAGAUCCUCACAGCCCCUUUGCCGUGUCCCCUCUGCCAGGGCGCGGCGGGGUCCUAAACGUCCCAAUCUCUCCUGCGUUGUCCCUGACUCCCACCCUUUUCUCCUACAGUCCCUCUCCGGGCCUCAGCCCCUUCACAGGUAGCAGCUGCUUCUCUUUUAACCCCGAGGAAAUGAAACACUACCUGCAUUCACAAGCUUGCUCCGUCUUCAACUACCACCUGAGUCCGCGGACUUUCCCCCGCUAUCCGCUCAUGGUGCCACCACUACAGUGCCAAAUGCCCCUUGAGGAGCAGCCCCAGUUCCCCAUCAAGCUACAGCCUCCACCUGUGGGGCGCAAAAACAGAGAGAGACUGGAAAGUGCUGAGGAGCCGGCAGCCCCCCAGCUAGCUACUCCUCCUCCCAGGGUCAAGGUUGAGCCCGUGAUGGACAAGGAGGCAGAGUCCGAAGAGCCACCGGCGAAAGGAAAAGACAAAAGUGAGAGAGAGGAAGGCUCCGGUGUGGCAGCCAGCCUGGAAGAGGAGAAAGGGCCUGUGUUUGUCAGACCGGCUGCCCCGUCGUGGCACCCAGCCCCACUGGCACCCACCCAAGCCGGCUUCUCAGCUGAAGAAUCCCAGGAGCAAGGGGAGAGCAGCGCGGAGAAGUCAUCCCGAGAGUCUGCCGGAGAAUCGGGGGCUCAGGAGAAGAGAGAGGAUGCCCUGAUGCCUCCGAAGCUGCGUCUCAAGCGCCGCUGGAACGGUGACCGGCAGGCAGACAUCCCCGAGGAGCGCCAGAAUGGCCGAGUCCACUGGAACGGGGCACUGGGCAGCCCGCACCUCAUGGCAGGUCCCAAGGCCGUGACGGCCACAGCUGCCUCCGACACCUAAGCCUGGGGGAGCUUUGCAGUCCGUCUGUGCUGAAAACAUCUGUGUAUUUAUGUAGCAAGGUUGCAGAGCGUGGGGGGCGGGCGGGGGGCUGGGGCUAGCCUGGUUUGGUAAUUCUAGAAACUAGGGGGUUUGUGUUCUUUGUUUUCAUUGUUGAAUUGCAGGUGAGACGCGGUUGUCUUGCUCCGAUUAGGAGAGGCGAGGGAAGCCGGCCACCCUUGUGCGCGAGCUUCAGGCCUUGCACGAACUCCAGCGGGGUUGAGGCCUCCACCUGGACGGAGGAACUCCAGACACGGUCUAUUUUAUAUACACUCUAGCAUUUAUAGAAGCAGGAAUCUCCGAAUUCAUCUAGUUCCCUUUUUUU
Molecule: messenger RNA, 1980 nt
Organism: Haliaeetus leucocephalus (bald eagle)
Lineage: Eukaryota; Metazoa; Chordata; Aves; Accipitriformes; Accipitridae
Product: ETS translocation variant 3-like
Exons: 4
Coding region: 36-1619 (527 amino acids)
Biological process (GO): regulation of transcription by RNA polymerase II; cell differentiation
Cellular component (GO): nucleus
Molecular function (GO): DNA-binding transcription factor activity, RNA polymerase II-specific; sequence-specific DNA binding
Source: RefSeq, a predicted model, not a curated record